UUCCAGCGUUCCGGGUUUUGCUGGGUCUAGCUGUCGUGCUGCUAGGCUCUCGUGCGCUCGCGUGAUUGUUUGUUUUUUUAGUAUUAUGAUUAUUUCGGAAGUGGACUAAUUUUGUUUGCACUUUGGGACACAUUCGGACUAUCCGAGUCACUUAUGGGACACGCGUGCCGCGUCCCAGCUCGCGCCGGUCCGGCUCAGUGAGUGCGGGGAUGUGCGACUCGGCGGCGGCUUGGCAGCGGCGUGCAGGCCGGGGGGCGCCCGGGGCCGACGCGUGACGGCCGCUGCGCUCCACCGAGGCCAGCCACAGCCAGCCUGAGCCGGGAGCACGUUGACUCUUCCGCACGUUCGCCGGCUAUCCGGGGGCUUAUGGAGUGCACCUGAAUGCGCGCCGCGUUGGGAUCGUGAGAGCCGGGAGGCCAUGUGGGCAGCAGGGCGGCGGCGCCGGGUCCAGCCCUGAGGCGGCGUCCUGCGGCUGGGAGGAGCGCGUCCCUCCUGCAGCCCCCCCCUGCGGCGCUCCGGGACGCCCCUACUAAGAUGUCCCUCAGCAGCGGCCCUGCAGGCGGCAAAGGUGUGGACUCCAACGCGGUAGACACGUACGACAGCGGUGAUGAGUGGGACAUCGGUGUGGGCAAUCUGAUCAUUGACCUGGACGCCGACCUGGAGAAGGACAAACUGGAGAUGUCCAGCAGUAAGGAGGGCGGCGGCGCCAUGGCCGCCCCGCCAGGCGCCGUGGCCGCUUUGCCCGACAACAUCAAGUUCGUCAGUCCUGUCGGCAGCGGGCAGGGAAAGGACAGCAAAUCCAAAUCCAAGCGCAGUAAGAACUCAAAAGAAGGCGUCAAGACGGCCACGCCGCCAGACGCCAUCAAGAAGGAGCUUCCGGGUCGGGACCCAGUGGCCCAGAACCUCAACUCGGCCCUGACCAAGGGAGGCGACAAGUCCGGCAAAGCCUCCCGGGUCCCCCCGGCCGUCAAGAAGGACAAGGACGGCUUGUCCGCAAAGACUAAGAAGGACAAAAAUGAGAUUGACAAGGAGCCGCCGCUGCCGCCCGGGGCCUCCAUUCUGCCUGCCGGGGCCCCUCGUGGCAGCCCCUUCGAGGGCCAGCAGAACUCUGAGGCCCCCGCCACCGCCGAGCACUUGGGUCACGUGGCUCUGGACUUGGUGGGAAUGGGCCAGCCUGUCGCCAUGACAACAGAGGAGGAGGAAGACGAGGAAGAGGAGAUGCAGAACGGGGAAUGUCGGAACCUCAAGAAGAUGCUGUGUGGGGAUAAGAUGGAGUCGCCCAGCCCCACGCCGGCUCCGCCCCCCUUGCACCUGCUGGCCGGGGCGGCCAACAGCGACAUCUCUUCGCCGUGCGAGCAGAUCAUGGUGCGCACGCGUUCGGUGGCGGUCAACACGGCGGACGCGGCGCAGGCCACUGAGCCGGAGUGCCUGGGACCGUGCGAGCCCGGAACCAGCGUCAACCUGGAGGGCAUCGUGUGGCAGGAGACGGAAGAUGGCAUGCUGGUGGUGAACGUGACGUGGAGGAACAAGACGUACGUGGGAACCCUGCUGGACUGUACCAGACACGACUGGGCCCCACCCAGGUUCUGCGAUUCGCCCACCAGCGACGUUGAGAUGCGAGGCGGGCGCGGCCGAGGCAAGCGGAUGCGUCCGGGCGGCGGCGUGCCGACCAACGACAACAGCACGUCGUCGGACAACAAAGGAAGCGGCAAGACCCGCGGGGGGGCCGCCGGCGCCAACGGCAAAGGGCGGCGCGGCAGCCAGACCGUCGGCGCUGGUGGCUGCGGCGCGGAGGACGCCAAGGCCAGUCCCUCCUCCGCCAAGAGGAAGAGCAAGGCCGCCUCCGACAUGGAGCCCACCUCCAGCUCCGAGGACACCAAAGCGUCCAAGCGCAUGCGAAGCAACUCCACCGGCGCCGCCCACCCCCUCCCUGCGGGGAAGCCGGAGCCCCCCGCCCCGCCCCAGCUAGACCGCACGUGCCCCUCACCCGUGCUCAUCGACUGCCCCCACCCCAACUGCAACAAGAAGUACAAGCACGUCAACGGCCUCAAGUACCACCAGGCGCGCGCCCACCACGAGCACGAUGCCGACAAGUACCACCCGACGCCCACUCACCUCCACCACGACGCCGACAAGUACCACACGGCGCGUCCCCACAACCACGAGCAAGACGCCGACAGUGAGUACGGCGACGAGCCCGGCCUCCACCCCGACGCCGCCUCCUGCAACGGCGCCGCCAUCUCCCCGGCGCGCUCCGCCACACCUAAAGGCCGGGGCUUCGACGCCCCCUCGCCAUCGCCGGGGAAGCAGCCGACCAAGCACGGCAAGAAGACGACUGGCGAGGGCGAGCCCGACGGCACGGACGGCGAGUGUUUGACAGACGAGGCGAGUAACGACGGCGUAGACGACAGGAAAGCCAAGAAGAUGGCGGCCGGAGGGAAAAUGGACAAAAUGGCCUCGAAGGGCGUGAAGCCCGGUCGCCCCGCGGCGCCCGCCGGCCCCUCCGCGCCGCCCUCUUACAACCUGCAGGCCGCCUCUCCCGCGCUGGGCUCCGUGAUGCAACCGACCCCAAAGAACAACCAAUCAAAAAACCCCUCGCUUGUGGACCCCGGCUCCAGCCCCCUCGCCAAAGACAAGAAGAAGAAAGACAAGAAGAGGCGGGAGGCCGACAGUCCGAAGGGGGCGCGGCCGGAGGAGGCAUAUGCGGAAGCGGGCGACGCCCUGCUCAACGGCUCCUCGGAAGCUCAGCAGAGCCGCCUGGCGAGCAUCAAGGCGGCGGCCGACAAAGUCUACAGUUUCUCGGACAACGCGCCCAGCCCGUCCCUGGGAGGCAGCGGCAGGACAGAGGGCGCCCUGGGGCAAAACGGUGCCGACGGAGGCGUGUCCGUCCAGACCGGCAGCCCCGCCUACUCCGACAUUUCUGACGCGGGCGAGGACGGCGAAGGGAAGGCGGACGGCGUCAAGGUGAAAACGGAGCCCGACCCCAAGAAGGCGCUGUUCUCUCCUCAAGGGCUGCCCGCCAAGGAAGCCCCCUACUACCCCAACUACGACGCCUACUACCCCGCCGGCUACGCCAACGCCAGUCCCGCGUCCGCCGCCGCCCCGCUGCCGCCACACGCGGAGGGCCGGCCGAAGAAGGAGGAGGGCCCGGAGGGGGCCGAGGAGGUCAAGGUGAAAGCGGAGCCUCAGGAGGACAGGAAGACGGAGCCCGGACCCCCGCAGCCGUCGGUCAUCCAGCAGCGUGCCAAUGUGUACGCCCCCCCGCCGCUCUACUACAACCAGUACUACGCCCAGCCCUACUCGUACUCCCCCGACCAGGCCUACCACGCCCACCUGCUGGCCUCCAGCCCCGCCUACCGGCAGCAGUGCGAGGAGCGGCAGAGGCUGGCCGACAAGAUGGCCGGCGACAAGAAGGCGGAGGGGAAAGCCUCGGCGGGGCCGCCCACCCUGACGCCGGCCCCCGCCCUCGCCAAGCCCAAGGAGGCGGGGCCGGAGCAGGCCAAGUCCGUCAUCAUGGUGAAGAGCGAGGACCCCAAGGCCGCCGCCCCGCCCGAGGGGCUGAAGAUGAAGCUGAGUGAAACGGGGCACCACGGGAAGGACGAGGCCGCCAUGUGGUACAGACAGGAGCCCGACGCCCGCCUGUGGCCGUACGUGUACCCCAACAAGUACUCGGACGCCCCCAAAGCGCAGGAGGACGAGCGCGAGCACGACAGGAAGUUGAAGGAGGAGCGUCUGCGCCAGAAGGAGGCGGCGCCGCAGAAAGAGGAGGCCAAGGAGGGGGCGGAGGCCCGGGCGCAGGUGCCCCCGGAGGAGCAGCAGCAGCAGCGGGCCGCGGCCAAGGAGGCGCGGCCCGCCCACGUGCAGUUUUCGGCCCCCCUGGCGCAGCACCAGGGCUACGUGCCCUACAUGCACGGACCCUACGGCUACGGGCAGGCCUACGAGCCCGGGCACCCGGGACACCCCGGGUACAGGGGCGUGCCCUCCGUCAUGAUGCAGAAUUACCACGGCUCGUACCUCCCCGCCGGUUACUCCUUCUCGCCGUACGCCGGCAAAGCGGCGGCGGGCGCGGCGGAGGAGGGCGGCGGCGAGAAUGCGUCCCGCUCCAGCCCCACGGUGAGGGGGGCGGCGGCGGGCGGCGGCGAGGCCAAAGCGCUGGAGCUCCUGCAGCAGCACGCCAGCCACUACAAGAGCAAGUCGCCCGCCGCCGACAAGACGCCGCACGAGCGCGACGGCGAGCGGCCGCCGCGAUCGUCGCCCUCGCAGCGGGGGUUGCCCGCGCACCAUCAGCACCACCAACACCAUCACCACCUGGCCUACCCGCUGCUCGCCGGCCAGUACGACCUGGCGUACGCCGCAGGCUUGUCGUCGUCGGCGAUGGUCGCCAGUCAGCAGGCGUCGGCGCCGUCCGUGUACCCGCCCCCGCGGAGGUGAGGAAGGGAGCGCGGCCCGCCGGCCCCGCCGCCGCUCGUGUGAGCGGAUCUCACGAGGAAGCCGUCGCCGCGACGACGGGCGGGCCCCGGUCCCGCCGCCCCCGCGGAAGGACGGAACCGCCUCCUCCUCCUCGUCCUCUUCCUCGCCGUUUCAUCGAGUACAAAACACUGUGGAGUGACCAAUCAGAGCACAGCCUUCCCACGGGGCGGCAGCGCAGCAGCGGUGUCAGGCUUCGGACCGCCCCCCCUCGGUGUGUAGCUGUACUGUCGUGUGUGUGUGCGCCUAUGUGUAAAUAGUGUACAGAGGAAUAAUUUUAAGAGGUUGGAUGCUGUUUUGUUUCCUUCUUUUCUUUUUUUUUUUUGUCUUGGUUGUUUUUCUACUCUUGUGGAUCCUAUUAAAAACAUGUAGCUGGACCAACCACGCCAGGCCCCGCCUCCUCAGUGACGUCACCGCGAUGCGCCCAAUCAAAGCUGCCGCCCGCCUGCCCCUCGCUGCCCGGUUUCCACGAUGUCGGACCGGCUCGCGGCUGAGCCGCAAGAAACCCACUGGCCGCUAAUCUCCUGUUUUUGGCAUCUCGGCCGACUUAAAAAGAUUUUGCAAAUAGCCAUCAUUUGCUUUUAUUUUGUUUCUGUGCCUGUGUUGAAAUAUCUCUUCACGCGAAACCGGUCCGCCGAAACGCCGAAAAUGCCUUUGGAUUGAAAAAAUAUAUCAUCUAGACGAAUCAUCGACUGGA
Phyllopteryx taeniolatus (common seadragon) is the source of this 5164-nucleotide messenger RNA. Its product is annotated as zinc finger protein 609-like. The coding region runs from base 535 to 4431 and encodes 1298 amino acids. The transcript is spliced from 8 exons. The record is from RefSeq and is a predicted model, not a curated record. Gene Ontology annotation, cellular component: nucleus. Gene Ontology annotation, biological process: regulation of transcription by RNA polymerase II. Lineage: Eukaryota; Metazoa; Chordata; Actinopteri; Syngnathiformes; Syngnathidae.